Molecule: messenger RNA, 984 nt
Organism: Rotaria sordida
Lineage: Eukaryota; Metazoa; Rotifera; Eurotatoria; Philodinida; Philodinidae
Source: the annotation of a GenBank genome assembly
AUGUAUUCUAUCUCGAUUAUUGCAUUAUUUGUUAUUGUUUUUCUUAAUCUUACAUAUGAACAAGAUAUAGAUAGAAAUUCCGGUUCUUAUGAAAUUCGUGAACAUAGUCUUAAUCGACCAUAUCCAGCUGUUUUUUCUACAGCAAAUUCAUAUUGGCAUUUAAUUGGUAAUACACUAGUUACAGAUCGAUAUGUUCGUUUAACAUCAGAUUCACAAAGUAAAGCCGGUGGUUUAUGGAAUACAAUACCUGUAAGUUAUCCUGAUUGGGAAAUGCAUGUUCAUUUUAAAGUACAUGGAACUGGAAAAGAAUUAUUUGGUGAUGGUUUUGUUAUUUGGUAUGUCAGAGAUCCGAAAUUAAUGGGUCCUGUUUUUGGUUAUCAAGAUCAUUUUCAUGGAUUAGCUAUUCUUAUGGAUACAUAUUCGAAUCAUAAUGGACCACAUAAUCAUGCUCAUCCUUACAUAUCAGCUAUGGUAAAUAAUGGUUCACUUCAUUAUGAUCAUGAUCGUGAUGGUACACAUACAGUUAUAUCUGGUUGUGAAUCACCAUUUCGUGGUCGAGAAACAGAUACACUUGUUGCUAUACGUUAUCAAAACGAUCGUUUAACUGUAUCAACUGAUAUUGAAGGAAAAAAUGUUUGGAAAGAAUGUUUUUCAACAUCGGAUGUUCAUUUACCAACACAUUAUUAUUUUGGUUUUUCAGCAGCAACUGGUGAUUUAAGUGAUAAUCAUGACAUUAUAUCCGUACAUACAUAUCAAUUAGAAUCAAGUGAACAACGACGUGCAGAAGAUCGUCGAAAUAUAAUACCAGAUGCUCCAUCAGCUGAACCUGAACGUCCACAUAGUGAUGAUCUAAAAGGAUCAGGAUGGACAGCAUUGAAAAUAUUUUUUCUUAUUAUUUUCUUAAUUAUUGUUUGUUUGGCUGUUGGUAUUGGUGCAUAUUAUUAUGUUAAUCAACGACAAUAUCAACGUACACGGUUCUAUUAA